Messenger RNA from Cuscuta campestris, 2068 nucleotides. Lineage: Eukaryota; Viridiplantae; Streptophyta; Magnoliopsida; Solanales; Convolvulaceae. The record is from the annotation of a GenBank genome assembly.
CUCUCGGUCGUCGUUCUCUCUCGGGCACACUUCGCGGUCGUCCUUCUCUGGAGCUGAAUUGGGUCGUUGUUCUGUCUGCCUCACGUGCUUCUUGACUUCGGAAAUCCAGCGUGGGAAUUACAUCGGCUCUCUCCAGUCUCCCCCCACAGUUUAUAGAGCAUUACCAUGGCAGAACAGUCAAACAAUGAAGUGAUUGAUCCAAACGACCCAAAACGAAAGGCCAAUUCAAACGACCCAGGAUGGAAAUAUGGUUUCAGGCCAGACUUGACGAAUAUAGAUUUGGUUGAAUGCAUACUUAGCGGGAAAAGAAUGCAUUCUGGGAUAAAUAGAUUGAAACAACACUUAGCCGUUGGAUAUGGAGAUGUGACCGGAUGUCCCAAAACCACGCCAGAAAUUGUAAGGGAGAUGAGAGCAUAUAUGCAAAAAAAUUCACGGAAGCCUUCGAUGAGGUUUAAAGAUGUUGUUCCUAACAAUGAAACCCUUGAAUAAGCGGCAACACAUCUGGAACCACCGUCAUCUACAGAUGCCACUUCUCAUCCAAGUUCUGGGACAUCAAAAAGGAAACAGUCGGUUUCUAGAUUUUUUGAAUCACAGGAAAAGGCACCAAAACAAACCAAGUCGGUUGCUUCGAUGCUAAGGAAGACUCCAGAAGAAGUUGUGGAUGAAAGGCACACCAAGGGAGCUUAUCAAUCAACCAUAGAGAGCACAACACAGAGCAAGGAAGAAAGGGAACGGGUAUUAAUGCAUAUUGCUGAUUUCUUUUUUGAGAACAAUAUCUCUUUCAAUGCGGCUAAUUCAAGGAGUUAUGAAGUUACGGUCGAGUCCAUAGGGCAAUAUGGACCAGGCCUUAAACCGCCAAGUUUUCAUGAGUUGCGUGUUCCCCUUCAUGAGAAGGCCAAAAAGGAGACGGAAAAACUUAAAGAAAAGCAUGAAAUUUCCUGGAACGAGCAUGGGUGUACGCUAAUAGCCAAUACUGUGGCCAGCUUUAUAAGUGCCUAUACAGAACUUUUGUUGGCUAUGGAUCUAGCUAAAAGCAAAAUCACACAUGCUUUACAAGCUAAGCCAACAAAAUUGAGAAAAGUCAUGGAGAUCAUUGAGAAUAGGUGGGAAGACCAGAUGGGAGUGAAUUUAUAUUCGGCGGCUUUAUUUUUAAAUCUGUCGAAAUAUUUUGAUCUUAAGAAAAAAGAUGCAAUAGCGGCUUCUCAUCAUAGAAUGAUAUUCAAUGAUUUGCUGGAGAAGAUGAUCCCUGAUGAGUCUUUGCAAGGGAAAUUAAUGGAUCAGGUCACUCAAUAUGACAAAUUGCGUGGGAGUUUUGCAAAACAACUUGCAAUUAACCAACAAAAGACAAAGAGCCCAAUUGAUUGGUGGGAUGCAUCUGGUGGCUUUACUAUAGAGCUCCAAACUCUUGUGAAGCGUAUCGUUGGACUAUGUUGCACUUCUUCUGGAUGCGAACGCAAUUGGAGCACAUUUGAACACAUUCACAGCAAGAAAAGAAAUCGAUUGGAGCAUAAGAGGUUGAAUGACUUGGUAUUCAUCAAGUAUAAUCGUAGGAUUGCAACAAGAUUUCAAAAGCGCCAAGAACAAGGAACUGAUUUUAACCCUUUGAUUUAUGAGGAUUUUCAGUGGGAUAACGAAUGGGUUAGUCAUGAAGUUGUUCAUCCAGGCCAAGAUCUUCUCUGGACUACAGUUGAUGAAGCUAUGGGUGCUUCUACCAAUCUUGAAGGACGUAAUGCCCCGAGGAGAGGUUGUACUAGUGAAGCUAAUCAAGGUUCAAGUUCUAGUGUAGCAACUUAUCAAUGCCAAAGAAGGUCUACUUCUGGAACACCAUUGCCUGCUCAAGAAUCUCAAGAUGGUGAUGGUCAUGGAGCAGUCACUCUUGAUGACAGUUUGACUUAUGAGGAGGAACCCGUGCAAAUUCUAGCACGGGAAAUGAAGGAGUUGAGGAACAAGAGGGUGCCUCUGGUCAAAGUCUUGUGGAAUAACCAUGCUAUUGAGGAGGCUACAUGGGAGACUGAGGAGUCUAUGAAAGUUAAGUAACCACAUCUUUUCAGCGAUUAUGAUUCUGUUA